Molecule: messenger RNA, 1930 nt
Organism: Aureobasidium subglaciale EXF-2481
Lineage: Eukaryota; Fungi; Ascomycota; Dothideomycetes; Dothideales; Saccotheciaceae
Exons: 3
Coding region: 221-1687 (488 amino acids)
Source: RefSeq, a predicted model, not a curated record
CCCCCGCCAUCAACAUGUCUCCGCUCUUUCUUUUGCUGUUGGGCCUCUUGGUCAAAUUCCCGACCGCUUUCUCCAUUGAAUAUAUCUUCAAUUACCUCUGCACUGAUUACAUUGCUCAUCUUGUUGAGUUCAUCGAGGCUUACAUUCAUGUUGUGGAUGUUGUGAGGUAUCAGCCUUAUCGAGAAAGAACUCAGAGGCCACAAACAACACGACCUUGAGAAUGCCUGCCUUACCUGGAGAGGCACUGCUUCUGAACAUCUUCGUCGAUGUACAUGCCUACUUCAAUCAACCUGCCUCGAAGCCUGUCCAUCAUCGCUUCGACAAAGGCUCGUAUCUGUAUUUGUACUACAAUUCUACUCAGAGGCGAGCUCGUCUCGAGGUCGCCAAUUCGGCCGGGACUCCUGACCAGGAUGCCUUCAAUGGCUACCUGGAUCAUGCCAUGUUCGCAAACUCAUACAAGCAUCCGAACUUGUUCACAAUAGGUGUGGAAAGCCUGAGACAUGGAGGCGCUUCACCAAGACCUGCGGACCACUCUCAUUGGCAUCUUCCAGCCUUUGGCCUGACGCAUGAACACAAAUAUCUGUACAAGAUACACACUCUGGACCUCUAUCUCUGGACGACCAACGACGCGAUCAAGUUCUUGGAUCUCAUGAAGCGUAUCCUGCCUCAGCAGAAUCUCGACAUACAUGAAGCAGCACCUCUUCCAGAGCACGACGGGAGCAUGAGCCCAGUGGUGCAGCAGCUAGAGAGUAUGGCUAUCCACACUCCGCCACAUGCCUGUGCGGCAAGUACUGUCUCGAACGCAUCGCAUCAGAGUCGACAAGGCCACACUCCAGAAGGUCAGAGGACGGUAUUUCUACAGACAGCUCUAGCUUCACCACCUAUGUCGGCGUCUCAAUUGGCUCCGUACAAUCCAGCAGCACCUUCUGCACCCGAACCAAUAGCUCAUCGAGAGAAAACGCCACCACCACCUGAUGCAGGUAGCGGAACUGGUCUCACUGCUACAGCAAUUCACGACCAUCCAGGUGCUUACACAACAGCUGGGGCGCAAUACAACAAUGUUCCACCACAGCGUGGCUUUCCUGGGCCACCACAAAGGGCGACGAGCCUCGGGUCAUUCCCACCUCCACCACCUCUUGCCACACACUCCACUCAUCCCAGCUUGCAGACGGCGCAUUCGUUCGCAGGACCUCCGACGUCUUCACAAAGCAGCACGCCUCAACAGCAGCAUCAUGCCCAGACUCAAUACGCAUCAUACCCGCAACACCAGUCAGCUCAGUACCCACAGUCACCUGGCUUUUCAAUGCACACGCCUCUGCAGUCACCAGGUGUUCCAGGUACGCCCAGCCAGCCGCCCGCGUACGGGAUACACACACCGCUACAGUCGCCAGCAUUUGCACCGCAGCAUUUCCCUCAGUCACCAGGCUUAGGUUCAACACCUCAUGGUGGUUUCUCAAACUACACGUACGGAGCGCAAUCUUCGCGGUUGACAUUGCCAACCGAGGCAUUUGCAGUGCAUAGUCAAGCGUACAGACCCACAGAGCAAGAGGUAUCGGCGCAUGGACACGGACACGGAUCCAAGGUGCAGCAGCAGGUGCCAUUCAAACCCGGAGGCUUCGAGGAGAGGUUGAAGAAGACAGAAAAAGGAGUCGGAAGAUUCUUGAGAAAGCUGGAUCAGAAAAUGUAGAUGGCACAGUAAGAGAUGAGAGUUAUGAUUUAUGCAUUAUUUGAAUAAAAGAAGUGACAAUGAUUCAGAGGGAAAGCGUUGCCGAUGUCGCAAAGUCUGGCGAGUAUGACGUGCGUGUCAGGGACAGCCCAAAAGUUGUAGCUCGGAUUAGGAUAGUCUGUGGGUACUUCUGUUACUCAGUUGAGGACUAUAAGAUGAACUGCGGUGGAGCAUGGCCGGUGUUCGAAACAGCAGCAGACGGGC